Cynoglossus semilaevis (tongue sole) is the source of this 2923-nucleotide messenger RNA. RefSeq names its product carboxypeptidase X (M14 family), member 1a (gene cpxm1a). Lineage: Eukaryota; Metazoa; Chordata; Actinopteri; Pleuronectiformes; Cynoglossidae. Bases 107 to 2365 code for a protein of 752 amino acids. Gene Ontology annotation, biological process: proteolysis. The transcript has 13 exons. The record is from RefSeq and is a predicted model, not a curated record. Gene Ontology annotation, molecular function: metallocarboxypeptidase activity; zinc ion binding.
UGGUACAUGUAGGUCCGGCCUUGUCAUCUGCACACAACUGGCAGCGGAAUCUUUUCUCCCCUCCACACUAUCCCAGCAGCACAGCACUGGCAGACAGAAGCUAACAAUGGGAAAGUCAUUGGCCUUGUUGGCUGCAGCGUUUGUUCUGGGGGGAUUUUUAGAAGCAGCUGUGGAGCUCACCGACAACUCAACCACUCACACAGAUCCGUUCUUCAACGGCACACACAGGAGAGUGAACCUCUCUGAGGCUGUCAGUGAGGAGGAUCAGAGCAGCAGAGAACGGCCGACCGAGGCCACUGCUGCAGAGACAACGAGUGUCACACAGACGGACAAACCUCUGGAGGAAAAGGACAGCGAGGACGACGGAGAUGACAGAAAGACGGCAGAUAAGAAAGUUCCACUGGACUGCCCUCCUCUGGGACUGGAGUCCCUGAAGGUGGACGACAGCCAGCUGCAGGCUUCCUCCUACCAACGCACGGGUCUGGGUCCUCACAGGGGGAGGCUGAACAUCCAGUCUGGCAUUGAGGACGGGGACCUGUACGACGGCGCCUGGUGUGCUGGGCACAAAGACCGACAUCAGUGGCUGGAGCUGGACGCCCUUCACAUGACCCUGUUCACCGGGGUCAUCCUGCAGGGUCGGAAUUCCAUCUGGAGUUGGGACUGGGUCCAAACCUACAAAGUUCAGCUGAGCAACGACUCUGUUGACUGGAAAAGCUGUAUGAAUGGCACAGAGGAGGCGGUAUUUGUGGGGAACCAGAACUCUGAGACCCCGGUGCUAAGUCUCCUUCCUGUUCCUACCGUGGCUCGCUUCAUCCGCAUCAACCCACAGACCUGGUACCCCAACGGAACCAUCUGCCUGAGGGCUGAGAUUCUGGGCUGUCGAGUUGAUGAUCCAAGUCAUGUGUACGGCUCUGAGCAGCAGCCAGAACCACAGGACUCUCUGGACUUCAGACACCACAACUAUAAGGAGAUGAGGAAGCUGAUGAAGUCCGUGAACGAGGAGUGUCCAACUAUCACCCGCAUCUACACCAUCGGCCGGAGCUACCUGGGCCUCAAACUCUACGUCAUGGAGAUCUCAGAUAAUCCUGGGAAACAUGAACUCGGUGAACCGGAGUUCCGUUACGUGGCUGGGAUGCACGGGAACGAGGUUGUAGGCCGAGAACUGGUCCUUAACCUUAUGCAGUACUUAUGUAGAGAGUACAAGAAAGGUAACCAGCGCGUGGUACGACUGGUGACCGAGACAAGGAUUCACCUCCUGCCCUCCAUGAAUCCUGAUGGCUACGAGUUUGCUUAUCAAAAGGGCUCAGAACUGGCCGGCUGGGCAGACGGACGCUACAGCUUUGAAAGAAUCGACCUGAAUCACAACUUUCCGGACCUGAACAACAUCAUGUGGGACGCUAAGGAGCUAGCAGCUGAUCCGUCCAAAGUUCCGAACCACUACAUCCCCAUGCCGGAGUACUACACCAAGGAUGACGCUACUGUUGCACCAGAGACCAGAGCGGUCAUCAACUGGAUGCAGGAGAUUCCUUUUGUUCUCAGUGCCAACCUCCACGGUGGAGAGCUGGUUGUCUCAUAUCCCUACGACUGCACCCGUGACUGGGCCCCUCAGGAAAAAACACCCACACCAGAUGAUGCAUUCUUCCGCUGGUUGGCCACAGUCUACGCCUCCACGAACCUGGUGAUGGCCAAUCCCGACCGACGCAUCUGCCACAACGAGGAUUUCCAGGCGCACAACAAUAUCAUCAACGGCGGAGACUGGCACACUGUCCCUGGCAGUAUGAAUGACUUCAGUUACCUCCACACCAACUGCUUCGAGGUGACCGUAGAACUCUCCUGUGAUAAAUUCCCUCACGCCAGUGAGCUGCCCACUGAGUGGGAGAACAACAGGGAGUCUCUGCUGGUUUACAUGGAGCAGGUUCACAGAGGGAUUAAAGGAGUGGUGAGGGACAAGAUCACCAAAAAGGGAAUUCCAGACGCUAUCAUUAAGGUGGAGGACCAUGACCACGACAUCAGAUCAGCUCCUGACGGUGACUACUGGCGCCUUCUGAACCCCGGGGAGUAUAAGGUGAUCGUUUGGGCCCUGGGCUACCUCCCGUCCAUGCGCCGGUGCCACGUAGGAAUGGAGCCACGUCCCACCAUCUGUGACUUCACCCUCACCAAAACACCCGAGGAGAGGCUGAAGGCGAUCAGAGCCAAAGGAGGGAAGAUCCCGCAGGACCUUCAGAUGCGUAUCAGAGCCUUGAGGCUCCGGAAGCUUCGCGCCAGCACCAAGGUCAUCAACCAACGCAGGGAGAGUCAGAGGCUGCAGCAGGAGCAGGCGCUGAAGACCAGGAAAGCUCGCACCUCCAGAUCUCUGAGGGCAUGAGAGACGACGGGAUGAAGACGCCUCGUAGGAGAGCCAGAUGACAGGUUCUAGAGCAGACCUGGGCAAACCACGGCCCGAGGGCCGGAUGUAGCCCGUUUGGCUUUUUAAUCUGGCCCACCAAACUUGUCUAUUAUAAUAUUAACUUCUAUUAUCACCAUUGUGGCCCAUAAGUUAAAAGGUUUGCCCACGCCUGUUCUACAGGAUCAAAGUUCAUCAACUGAGAAGUGACAUUUCUUCACUGUGACUAAAACCAAAGGGUUGAUCCACCGUUUAGCAAAGCUCUGUUUCUGUCUUUCUUGACAUAAACAGUUUAUCACUGGUUAGAAAACGAAUAAGAUUUUCAUUAAGGAUGAAACUUCUCACAACAAGCUGGACUUUUCUUCAGCCCGUCAUCAUUAGUGUUAAUUCAAGUUUGGAUUUGUGAACUUUUUUUUCUCAUGUUUGCAGACGAUACUGUUGAUUUCUGUUGAGUUGGAGAUUUAAGUGUCAGCUGGUCUGAUAUACACACUGUGUUGCUUUAUUUGACUUCAAAUGUAAAAUAAAAAGAACAUAAACAGA